Orussus abietinus is the source of this 3857-nucleotide messenger RNA. It is a transcript of the gene Top3alpha, whose product is annotated as DNA topoisomerase 3-alpha. Bases 364 to 3588 code for a protein of 1074 amino acids. The transcript is spliced from 12 exons. Gene Ontology annotation, molecular function: DNA binding; zinc ion binding; DNA topoisomerase type I (single strand cut, ATP-independent) activity. NCBI's taxonomy places the organism in Eukaryota, Metazoa, Arthropoda, Insecta, Hymenoptera, Orussidae. Gene Ontology annotation, cellular component: nucleus; chromosome. The record is from RefSeq and is a predicted model, not a curated record. Gene Ontology annotation, biological process: DNA topological change.
CAUUGACCAGGUUCAACAAGUAGUGAGAGUAUUUAACAAAUCGAAAACCCACAUUUUGUGGCACAUUACAUAUUCUCGUGACUGUACGAUGUUAUCCGUGCAAUUGAUAUACGAGUGGAGAAACUCGGUGGAUUCUAGUAUUUACCAAUGUAAACGUUAGAAAGCUGACAUGACCGAUUGAUUCUGUAAAGGACAAAGUAAGUAAUGCCGCUGCUGAGAACCUAUGGGCAAAUAAGACAUGCUUGAUGCUUGGAUGUAUUCGAUAAUGGAAAUAGAUUACUUUGAGAAAAAGGCAGUCGACGACCGAUCCUCUCGCGAAUCUAAUAAAAAAAGGAGAAAAGAAAAUAAUUGCGUCAAAUAGAGAUGCUUUGCACCGGAUGGUCCGUGUUCCGUUUGAAUUCUUUGUGCACUAAGAUAGAUGUAACUUAUGUUACAUUUUGUUUAUAUUUAAAAGAAAAACAAGUGAUUACCGCAAAUGCAACUAUGAAGGUUCUAAAUGUUGCCGAGAAGAACGAUGCCGCCAAAAAUAUCUCGCUCCAUUUAUCCAAAGGAAAUAGUUCUCGAAGAGAAGGUUUAUCCAAGUUCAAUAAAAUAUACGAAUUCAAUUUACAACUAUGGAAUCAAAAUUGUAAGAUGAUUAUGACGUCGGUCUCUGGACACCUUCUGGGCUACGAAUUUGUGGGAUCCUAUCGGAGAUGGGAAGGUUGUCAUCCGCUGAGUCUGUUCGAUGCUCUUGUAGUGAAGCAGUGUAUUCAGAAUUAUGCGGAUAUUAAAAAGACAUUGGAACGAGAAGUGCGAAACUGCCAAGCACUUGUCCUAUGGACGGAUUGCGACAGGGAAGGGGAGAACAUUGGGUUUGAAAUUAUUCAAGUUUGUCGAGCUAUUAAACCUGGUAUCAAAAUUUACAGAGCAAAGUUUUCCGAGAUUACACAAUGUUCGAUGGAACGGGCUAUUAGAAAUCUCGAACAACCGAAUAAGGCCAUCAGCGAUGCGGUGGAUGUGCGCAGUGAACUAGACCUAAGAAUAGGUGCUGCAUUUACAAGAUUUCAAACGUUAAGACUGCAAAAGGUCUUCCCUCGAACCCUUUCGGAUAUGCUCAUCAGUUACGGCAGCUGUCAGUUUCCGACGUUAGGCUUUGUAGUGGAACGAUUCCUGGCGAUUGAAAGAUUUAAGCCAGAGCCUUACUGGAGACUCAAAGUGACGGAUAUGCGGAAUGACAUCUUGGUUGAAUUCAGAUGGGAUAGAAAUAGGCUCUUCGAAGAAUUGCCGUGUCAGAUUUUGUUGGACCGAUGCUUGGAGAAUCCUAACGCUACUGUGGAAAAAGUGACGAGUAAGCCUAAGAGCAAGUGGAGACCGUUACCGCUGGAUACUAUAGAAUUGGAAAAACAAGGCUCUCGGAAACUUCAAUUAAAUGCCAAGGAGACCAUGCAGAUCGCAGAGAGGCUUUACACUCAAGGUCUCAUCAGUUACCCUCGUACCGAGACAAAUAUAUUUCCAAAGGAACUUAACCUGGUUCCUUUGGUCAGCGAUCAAACCAACAACCCAGUCUGGGGAGAUUUUGCGCGACGAUUGCUUGCCGAUGGACCUACGCCCAGGCAGGGGAAAAAGAGCGACCAGGCUCACCCCCCGAUCCAUCCGACAAAAUAUUCCGAUACGCUUCAAGGACACGAAGCUCGAGUGUACGAAUUUGUAACGAGACACUUUCUUGCUUGCCUGUCAAAGAACGCGGAAGGUGAAGAAACAUUGGUAGAGAUUGACAUCGCGGCAGAAAAGUUUGCCGCGAAUGGAUUGCGGAUUAUAGCAAAAAAUUAUUUGGAAGUUUACGUUUACGAAAAGUGGAGUGAUAAAGUGAUUCCUGUUUACGAACGUGGCCAGGUGUUCGGGCCUACCGGCAUUGAAAUGGUUCGGUCGGAGACAACGCCACCUAACCUUUUAACCGAAGCUGAUUUAAUUGCCUUGAUGGAUAAACAUGGGAUUGGAACCGAUGCGACCCAUGCCGAGCACAUUGAAACUAUCAAAUCGAGACAGUAUGUAGGUCUAGCCGAUGGAUCGCACUUUGUACCGGGAAACCUUGGCAUCGGAUUGGUAACGGGUUACGAUAGAAUGGGCUUUCAAAUGUCAAAGCCUAACCUGCGAGCUGAAUUAGAGAGUGAUCUGAAACUAAUAUGCGAAGGGAAGAAGGACCCACAGGUUGUCUUGCUUAACCAGAUAUCCAAGUAUCGAGAGGUAUUCAAGAUUGCUCUAGAACGAGCCAAUUUAAUUGACGGAGCUAUUGCCGAGUACAUCGAAGAGAGACCAAAAGAUGCCGAAGAAUUGCCAGCCACUGUGCCACCGGAGGAUAUUGUUGUUUUCUCGUGUCCCAAAUGUGGUUCGAAUAUGGUGCUGAAAGACAGAUCGCUCGAUGGAAGGAAAUACAUCGGUUGUAUGGCAUAUCCAGAUUGCAGCAACAGUAUCUGGCUCCCUUCGACCAUCGAACGAGUUCAAGUGCUCGAUAGAGUCUGCCAGCAAUGUCCUGGUAACCUGCCGAUACUGAGGUUUAAGCUAAAACGCGGCGCACUACCCCUCUUUGGCAUCGAGCACGAGACAUGUAUAGGAGGUUGUGACGAAGAAUUCAAUCAAGUGAUGGAAAUACGUGUCGAUAAUGUUAGAAGAGUCCAGGGAACCAACGAUACCGGCUACACAAGUUUUCAUAGAUCCUCCGUAAGGAGUUCCGACACCUCUCAGAGGAAUAAUACUCCUUCUGGUCGCACCGAUUCGAUUCCCGGCACGCAUCAAAGGCAAAACUUCCCUCCUCCUAGACCCAGCGCGCCAUCUGUGCUACCACGAGGUAAAGGUGGGGCAAAGUCUAACGAUAAUUGGGACAAUCCUUCGACUAGUGUUCAUCAGCAGAGACCAAGUUUCAUUUCUCGUAAUCCAAGUGCAAGCAAUGAUGGAAACGGUGGCAGUGGAUCCAGCCAAAUUUCUGGAACUUCUCGUAGCAACUAUGGCAAUGACUCGGACACCGGAGAUCGGAUCUGGGGAACCAAUGACGGUAACUCUGUGUUUGUCUGUCACUGUCACGAAAACGCAAAGCUUUUGACCGUUAUAAAGGAGGGAAGAAAUAAAGGGAAGCAGUUCUACAAAUGUGCAAAGCCACAAGGCCAGGGCUGUGACUUCUUCAUGUGGGACCCGAACAAUAUGGAGAACGAAGGCGAAGGUGCGAAUUCACGAGAAGCCAGUAGUAACGGUCGCCAAAAUCGAGGAAACUGGAUCAACGCUAUGAUAUCUAAUGAUCCCGCUGUGACUGCUCCUAACGUGAUCAAUUGUCUCUGCGGUCUGCCUGCAAAGCAGCUGACCGUUCGCAAGGAAGGGCCAAACAAGGGACGACAAUUCUACAAGUGCCAGCAAGAUAUUUGUAAAUUCUUCGAUUGGGGUAACGAGGCUGGGUCCGAGUUUCCGGAAGGACAAAUUCGAGCACCCAGCGCACGAGGACGAGGACGAGGACGAGGAAGAGACGGUGAUGGGAAUAUCGGAGGUAAAAGGAAAUGUGGCAUUUGUGGUGUCGAAGGGCAUACGAGGAGGACGUGCCCGCAGAAGACUAUGGAUUAAUUUCAAAUUGUAUAUGCCUUGGGAGAACAUUCCGUGAGAAUCUAGCAAUGGACAAUCCUCUAAGCAUACCGGAGAAGCUAAUCUUCACGGGCAAUUAAUUUCGAUGAUUAUUCUUUAUUCCUUUCAAUUAUUAAGCCCUUCCACCCAAAGUAAAAUCUCCUUAUUUAUAUUUCAAAUGUUCAAUACAUUUCCUGUAACAUUAUUCACUUUCCUAACUGUUAAGUAAAACACGGAAAUUGUGAGGGAAAAAAAAAACGAUAUUUACAAUC